UCCGUCGGUUCGCUCGCAAAGGAAACUCGUGUACCACUGAAAUGUGUCCGGCGGAAGUUGAGGCCUUGGCCUUGUUGUCACAAAAGCAAUGGCGAGCGGGAUAGGCAAACAUAAGAUUCUGAAUGUGGGGCCAACGGAACCCUGGUCGGUCAGGGAAAAACUGUGCCUGGCCUCCUCUGUUAUGAGGAGUGGUGACCAAAACUGGGUGUCUGUAAGUAGAGCCAUCAAGCCUUUUUCUGAGCCUGGUCGCCCACCUGACUGGUUCUCGCAGAAACACUGUGCCUCACAAUAUUCUGAGCUGCUGGAAGCAACAGAAGCUCCUAAACGUAAGCGCGGUGAGAAGGGCGAGGUGGUUGAGACCAUUGAGGAUGUAAUAGUCCGCAGGCUGACUACUGAGAGAAUAGAGGAGCUGAAAAAACUACUUCGAAACACACAAGAGCAGUACAGAAAGUUGAAGAAGGAGGUGGAUCUAAUACAGACAGGUCACAUGGACCCCCAGCUGAAGGAGCUCUGGGCAGAGAACACACUAAAAAAGAAGCAGGAAGAGGAGGAAGCAGAGCAGAAGAGGAAAGCAACAGAAAUGGCAUAUCAAGCUCGUCUGGCGAUUAAAAACACCCCCAAGCGUUUACCCAGUGUCACUGUCCGAUCCCCUCUGGGUACCAGCCCCCCCUGCAUGGAGCCCCAGACUGAUUCCUCAGUCCCCAUGCCACCUUUAGAACCUAUAGGCAUUUCCUCAGAUGACACCAGCACACACUCUGACCAAGGUGGAGGGAUUUUUCUCCCAGUGACUGAGGGUCCAGGCCCAGGUCCUAAAGAUGGAGGUAUGGCCUCUUUCAUAGAUGAUUCCCCACAGAAGAGGCUCCUACAACAGAAGGCCACACCUCCGCCUUCUCCUCUCCUGUCAGAGCUGCUGAAAAAAGGCAACCACAUCUCGGCCAGCACUCGCCUUGUCGCUGACGGAGACUCCUCUGGAAACCUUAGCAAUGGAUUACAGACUGCUGCUGCCGUCGCCAUGCCAUUACCAUCUGGCCAUGAUGUCCUCACAGAAGGGGAACUCGAAGCUGCAGUGAAGGCAGAGCUUGGUGAGGAGACGGGGUUAGUUGAGGAGGACAUCGUGGCUGUAUCUUACAUGGGAGAUGAACUAGAUUUGGAGACUGUAGGAGACAUCAUUGCCAUCAUCGAGGAGAAGGUUGAUGACUCGGUGGAGGCUUUGGAUGCAGCAGCAGUGGAAGCAGCUCUCUCUCUGUGUGAAGAGGCUGUUUCAGAAGGACACACACUCCCGGGUCCCUGGGAGACUCAGGAAUUAAAAGACACAGACCAGACUUCCACAGUCCAAGACUCUGACCACAUACAGGACCCUUGUGAUGUGGCGAGUCUAUCCAUCUCAACCCCUGUUGGCGUGGAGACGCAUAGUCAACCGGAAACUACAAUCGCAGAGGAAGAGGUCAAGGAAAACUGUGACAGCGCUGUGACAGAAAGAGAGGUAAAGUCGGGUGAUGUUGCAGCUAGUGGUGAGGUAACAGAAGAGGGCACUGCAGGGAAGGAGGACACUGAUGUAGUCGUGAAGAGUGAAGUAGAGUGGAACCAGCCUGAGACGAACCCACCUUACCUUGAUUCUGAGGACAGCUCUAUCUCUGGCAAAGAGUCUAAGGAGGUCAAGGAGGAGGAGGUGGGGAGUGAGUGUGACCCUGAAGAAGGGAUGGAGCUCAAAGAGGAGUGUGGCGAAGGGGAGGGUCCUUAUUUGUCAGAGGUGGAGCGAGCAGCCAGCGAGAGUGAAGAUGGCUAUGGGCUGUCCUCUCAACGCUACAUGGCGGAUUCAUUAGCGAGCAGCCCUGCCUCGUCUUCCCAGCUGUCUACAUGUGGUGAGGACCAAGAGGCUGUGCAGGCCCAGAAAAUCUGGAAAAAAGCCAUCAUGCUGGUGUGGAGAGCCGCAGCUAACCACAGGUAUGCCAGCGUCUUUUUACAGCCUGUGUCAGACGACAUUGCCCCUGGUUACCACAGUAUUGUACACAGACCCAUGGACCUGUCGGCAAUAAAGAAAAACAUUGAAUCCGGUGUGAUCCGUACGACGGCAGAAUUCCAGCGUGACAUCAUGCUGAUGUUUCAGAAUGCCGUCAUGUACAACUCGUCAGACCACGACGUAUACCACAUGGCGCUAGAGAUGCAGCGUGACGUCCUCGAGCACGUCCAGCAGUUCCUGGCCACCCAGCUCAUUAUGCAGACCUCUGAGAGUGCCAUCUCUGCCAAGAGCCUCCGUGGCAGGGAGGGAAAUCGCAAACCAGGCGAGCCAGCUGAGAAGGACAUGGUCCCAAUGGCCUCUCCUGCUUUUCUUCUCUCUCUCUUUGAUGGGGGCACCAGGGGCCGCCGUAGUGCAAUGGAGGCCGACCUGAAAAUGAAGAAAUAAACUUGACCCUCGGGAGGCAGAACGUUGGGAGCAGAGAAGGUGGGAAGUGAGGCGUAGUGUUUGAGUAGAGAGUUCAGUGUGCGGGCCUAGCGUGUUAGCAUCUGUGCUAGUGCAAUUGUUUGCUAUAGAUGAGCGUGGCCUGCGGACAUGAUGUGUUAUGAUACAGCUGCAUCUUAAUUUUGUUUGCAGUUAGGACCUUGGAUCGUAUUCAGGCAUCUCUUUGAUGGUGCGUUCACUGACAUGUGAAAGUGUUCAAUUUUAAAUGGCAUUUCAUUUUCCCACCGACCAAUGCAAACAUGUUCUGUAUGUUCUCUAUUUUUUUUUUUUCUUAAAUGUAUUUUAUUUAGGGAAUUUUUUUACAAGUGACAAAUCAUUGCACACUUUAUCUCUCUGUCUCAGUGAUUUAUCACCGUUUCCAUGACUUGACUAGGAGAACGUCUGAAAACGAAUCCAACCUCUCAAGCUAGCAUCACGUGCUUAAUAGUGCACUUUGGGGGAGAAAUAAGGCGAGUCAGUUGUUGCUGAACUAGUAUUGAUGUGUCCCCACGUAUCACUUUUAGGGUGAUGCCAGAGUGUGUGGCGUGAUGGCAUCAGACAGCUUGUGUAAUGUGUUCUAGAUGAAAGUCAGAAAACACCUUUUUUUUUUUACUCGUGUGAUGGGCCAUCAAGAGUUUGCGUUUGCGUAGCUGAUUUAUGUAUCAUAGUGUAUGUUUUGUUGUACAUUUGUUAAAUAAAAGAUUUGUUCUAA
Messenger RNA from Nerophis lumbriciformis (worm pipefish), 3152 nucleotides. It is a transcript of the gene brd8b, whose product is annotated as bromodomain containing 8b. The record is from RefSeq and is a predicted model, not a curated record. Lineage: Eukaryota; Metazoa; Chordata; Actinopteri; Syngnathiformes; Syngnathidae. Gene Ontology annotation, cellular component: NuA4 histone acetyltransferase complex. Gene Ontology annotation, molecular function: protein binding.